AUGGCCCUUCACCAUGGAUUAACUUUGGCCAGUGGUAUCUUAGGCACUAUCUUCUCUUUCAUGGUCUACCUUGCUCCAAUCCGAACAUUUCACAAAGUGUAUAAGAGAAAAUCUACAGAAGGGUUUCCAUCACUUCCUUAUGUUGUUGAACUAUUCACCUCAAUGUUGUGGAUAUACUAUGCAAUCCUUAAACGAGGAGCCCUUCUCCUCAUCAUUAUCAACUCAGUUGGAUGUGUAACAGAGACACUCUACAUUGCCCUUUUCCUGUUUUAUGCUUCCAAGAAGUCUAAGAUCCAAGUAGUACUUCUAGUCUUGUUGAUUGCCCUUGGUUAUGGUUUGAUGGUCAUAUUGACUUUAUUUCUAGCAAAAGGGCAGAAGCGUAUCCAGGUUGUGGGAUGGAUCUGUCCAGUAUUUAACCUCAUUGUACUUGCUGAUCCACUUUGCAUAAUGAGAAAAGUCAUACGGACCAAAAGUGUGGAGUUCAUGCCUUUUCCUUUAUCGUUUGUCCAGACGAUAGGCGCUGUUAUGUGGUUCUUCCAUGGCCUUUUGCUCAAGAAUUACCACUUAGCUUUUUCAAACGUACCGGGAUUUAUUGUCGGAAUUGUUCAGAUGGGGCUUUAUAUAGUCUACAAGAAUAGCAAGGAAAUUUUGCAGGAGCCACCGAAACUCGAAAAG
Ziziphus jujuba (common jujube) is the source of this 675-nucleotide messenger RNA. RefSeq names its product bidirectional sugar transporter SWEET14-like. Gene Ontology annotation, cellular component: membrane. Gene Ontology annotation, biological process: carbohydrate transport. The transcript has 7 exons. The record is from RefSeq and is a predicted model, not a curated record. The annotation marks the transcript as partial. Gene Ontology annotation, molecular function: sugar transmembrane transporter activity. NCBI's taxonomy places the organism in Eukaryota, Viridiplantae, Streptophyta, Magnoliopsida, Rosales, Rhamnaceae.